AUGCUCUAUCUAGUUGGACUCGGCCUCGCCGAUGAGACGGAUAUCACCGUCCGCGGUCUAGAGAUCGUCAAGCGGGCCGAGAGAGUCUAUCUAGAGGCUUACACGAGUAUUCUUCUUGUCGAUAAGGAAAAAUUGGAAGCGUUUUAUGGCCGUUCCGUCAUCGAGGCAGACCGUGAACUAGUCGAGACUGGCAGUAAUGACAUCCUCGCCGGCGGCGACAAAGCCGAUAUUGUGUUCCUGGUAGUGGGAGACCCAUUCGGCGCAACAACGCAUACUGACCUUGUCCUCCGCGCGCGCGAACUUGGAAUCGAGACCAGAGUCGUCCCGAACGCCUCCAUCAUGUCCGGAAUUGGCUGCACGGGGCUCCAGCUGUACAACUUCGGACAAACAGUCAGCAUGGUUUUCUUCACCGAGACCUGGAAGCCGUCAUCGUACUACGAUCGUGUGCGCGAGAACGUGCAGACCGGCCUACACACACUAGUCCUGCUCGAUAUUAAAGUCAAGGAGCAGUCACUGGAGAAUAUGGCGCGCGGACGCCGCAUUUUCGAGCCCCCGCGCUACAUGACUGUUGCACAAUGUGCGGCACAAAUGUUGGAGACGGAGGAGGAGCGGAAGGAGGGUGUCUAUGGGCCGGAUAGUUUGGCUGUUGGUGCGGCGCGUGUUGGUGCUGCUAAUCAGAAGCUUGUUUCUGGUACGCUUAAGGAAUUGUCUACUGUUGAGAUGGGCGCGCCGUUGCACAGUCUUGUUCUUCUUGGUCGGAGGACGCACGAUCUUGAGAGGGACUAUAUUCGCGAAUAUGCGGUCAAUAAGGAGACUUUUGAUGCGAGCUAUGUCAAGGGAUAUGGGGCUAGCUUGUAA
Penicillium roqueforti is the source of this 858-nucleotide messenger RNA. It is a transcript of the gene dph5, whose product is annotated as diphthine synthase. Gene Ontology annotation, biological process: protein histidyl modification to diphthamide. The record is from RefSeq and is a predicted model, not a curated record. The transcript has 3 exons. Bases 1 to 858 code for a protein of 285 amino acids. Gene Ontology annotation, molecular function: diphthine synthase activity. NCBI's taxonomy places the organism in Eukaryota, Fungi, Ascomycota, Eurotiomycetes, Eurotiales, Aspergillaceae.